Molecule: messenger RNA, 6757 nt
Organism: Dromaius novaehollandiae (emu)
Lineage: Eukaryota; Metazoa; Chordata; Aves; Casuariiformes; Dromaiidae
Gene: SELENOO
Product: selenoprotein O
Exons: 9
Source: RefSeq, a predicted model, not a curated record
GCGGGCGGGGGCGCCCCGUGGGCGUGGCCGGCGGGCGCCCCGCCCUCCCCGUCGCAAGGCGGGGGGGGCGAAUGGCAGCGGCGCUGCGCAGAGGGUGCCGCUUGUUCCCGCCGCUUGGCCUGGGCUCCCCCGGCGGCGCCAUGCAGCAGCCCCCGGCCCUGGCGGUCCGGCCGCGCAGCCCCGCGCGCGGCGCCGCGGCGGCGGCGUGCGGCGGCGGCGGCUGGCUGGGGGCGCUGCGCUUCGACAACCUGGCGCUGCGCUCGCUGCCCGUGGACGCCUCCGAGGACAGCGCGCCGCGGCCGGUGCCCGGCGCCUGCUUCUGCCGCGUGCGGCCCAGCCCGGUGCAGAACCCGCAGCUGGUGGCCAUGUCGCUGCCGGCCUUGGCGCUGCUGGGGCUGGGGGCGGCCCCUUCCGCGGCCGAGCGGGAGGUGCGGGAGGCCGAGGCGGCGCAGUACUUCAGCGGGAACCGGCUGCUGCCGGGCUCGGAGCCGGCGGCGCACUGCUACUGCGGCCACCAGUUCGGCAGCUUCGCGGGGCAGCUGGGCGACGGCGCCGCCAUGUACCUGGGCGAGGUGCUGGGCCCGCGGGGCGAGCGCUGGGAGAUCCAGCUGAAGGGCGCCGGGCUCACCCCCUUCUCCCGACAAGCUGAUGGUCGUAAAGUGCUGCGGUCGAGUAUACGAGAAUUCCUGUGUAGCGAGGCUAUGUUUCACCUAGGAAUACCAACAACAAGAGCUGGAACAUGUGUGACAUCUGACUCAAAAGUUGUUCGUGACAUAUUUUAUGAUGGAAAUCCAAAAAAUGAAAGGUGUACAGUUGUCCUGAGAAUAGCUUCAACAUUUAUAAGGUUUGGAUCUUUUGAAAUUUUUAAACCUACUGAUGAGCAUACAGGGCGCAAAGGUCCUAGUGUUAACCGAAAUGAUAUUCGAAUACAAAUGCUUGAUUAUGUGAUCGGCACUUUCUAUCCAGAAAUCCAGGAGGCUUAUUCUGACAACAGUAUUCAGAGGAAUGCUGCUUUCUUUAAAGAGAUAACAAAACGGACAGCAAGAUUGGUUGCUGAGUGGCAGUGUGUUGGGUUUUGCCAUGGCGUGCUGAAUACAGAUAAUAUGAGUAUAGUUGGACUAACUAUUGACUAUGGCCCUUUUGGAUUUAUGGACAGAUAUGACCCUGAACACAUUUGCAAUGGUUCUGAUAAUACAGGGCGCUAUGCUUAUAACAAGCAGCCAGAAAUUUGCAAGUGGAAUCUAGGGAAGCUUGCUGAAGCUUUAGUUCCAGAGCUGCCUCUGGAAAUAAGUGAACUCAUCCUGGAAGAGGACUAUGAUGCAGAAUUUGAGAAACAUUAUUUGCAGAAGAUGAGGAAGAAGCUAGGCCUAAUUCAGCUGGAAAUAGAGGAAGAUGAUAAGCUGGUGUCUGACCUUCUUGAAACUAUGCAUCUCACAGGUGGGGACUUCACAAAUAUUUUCUACUUGCUGAGUUCAUUCUUAGUAGAUUUUGAUCCUUCAAGAUUGGAAGAUUUCUUAGAGAAGCUAGCAAGUCAGUGUGCUUCCUUGGAAGAACUGAAAGUUGCUUUCAGACCUCAGAUGGAUCCAAGACAACUGUCAAUGAUGCUAAUGUUGGCUCAGUCUAAUCCUCAGUUGUUCGCAUUAAUUGGAACAAAAGCUAAUAUAAAUAAAGAAUUAGAGCGCAUUGAACAAUUCUCUAAACUGCAGCAGUUAACAGCAGCUGAUUUACUCAGUAGAAAUCAAAGACAUUGGAAAGAAUGGCUGGAGAAAUACAGAAUCCGUUUACAGAAAGAAAUAGAAAAUGUUAGCAAUGCUGAUGUCUGGAAUACUGAUCGUGUGAAGGUUAUGAAUGCAAAUAAUCCAAAAUACAUCUUGAGAAAUUAUAUUGCCCAGAAUGCAAUAGAAGCAGCUGAAAAUGGGGAUUUCUCAGAGGUAAGAAAUGUACUGAAACUUCUAGAGAAUCCAUUCCAAGAAACAGAAAGUUUCGGAGAGGUAAAGGAAGAAGCAGAAGCAGAAGAGGAGGGAACAACUGCUGCAGCAGCUGCUUGUGCUCAAGUGACCAGAAGUGGACUACCAUAUUGCAGUAAACCUCCCCUGUGGGCUUCAGAGCUCUGUGUUACAUGAUCUUCAUAACUGCCUUGUUUUAUUUUUUGCUGUAAACUGAAGAUUCUAAGCCUUCUUCAGCAGUGAAAAAUUCAGCAAGGCAAACAUGAAAGUGCUAUGAAGUUACUGAAAACAACCCCACAUUUGGAUGUACGUGCAACAAUCUUCAGCUGUGCUUAAUUUGAAGCAAUUGUGGAUCAUGAGUUUAACCAAACCAAUGACAGUUGACAGCCAAUAGACAUCAUUGAUUUAAAUGUUUAGAGACUGAAAAACUUCCCUGUAUUCAUACUGCACUGCAAGUAGAAAGCAAUAUUUUAUGUUGAAGCACACAGAACUUUGAGUAUCCAAAUGUAGUUGUUCUUAUGUGAAGACAAAAAUAGCAAGUCAGGAAUCUGAUCUGUUUUUGUCCGAUGUCUUAACUAAUAGUACUUCUACCAUUUAUUUACUGCUUUUUCUAUGCAGGGAUUUCUCAUCCUCUUUAAUGGAGGAAUAGGUUCAGUGUUGCUUGUUUGAAGCUAUGUUUCAUUUAAAUAUGUAGUUCAUUUCUUGUGAACCUUCAGAAUGAUAUCUAAUCAUUAUCUAUUUUUAGAGAAUUUGUGCAGCCUGGGGUUUGGGGUGGGGGGGCAAUCAAAUCCUUUUCUUUGUAAUACACAAAAAGAGCAGAAUUAAGGGAGAGUAUAUACUUGCACUUGAAAAUCAUGGUGGUGAAGUUUAUUCAGGUUCAGUAUAUUUGCAUAUAAUAUACACAUGUAUAAAUACUUACUAAAAAUCAUGGCUGCAGUUUAUGAGCUAGUUGAUUCAAUCAAGGUCAGUUAGCCAAAUUAGCUUAAACACUAUAAACUACCCAGUACUCAAAUACGGGUUCAUUGGCUCUUUUACCUGUAUAUUCUUAACAUAGUAUGUUAAGCAUGCAGGUGCGGUACCUGAUUGUUCAUGCUGGUCAGUGGAAUUCUUCCAUUCCCACUUUGGUCUUGUACCACUUAGUUUACUUCCAUGGUCUUCAAAAAUUUGUACACCGAAUGUUGCCAUUCAGGAACAGUGUAUUUGAGCUUGUGUAAAGGAUUUUCUACUUGUUAAUUUUAUGCUGUUUUGUUUGGGGACUGUUCAAAUACUUGAAGUAGUUAGGGAGGGCUGAAAACUGUUAAUAUCCACCUACUUGUAAUACUAGAAGGUUCCCUCUUGCUAAAACUAUCUAACAGGCCAUCUGAAGUAGGUAUGAAUACAGAAGAUGAACAGAGAAAGUGUUUUGCUUAAAAAUUGAUUAGCAUGAGUAUUACAGGGAGAAUGAAGCAAUGCAAGUUGAAUAAAUUGAAUAAGUUGAAAAAAAAAGUUUGAGAAAGGCUGCUUGUUUUAAAGUUGAUAGAAUAAGACAAACCUUUAGUAAUAACUUUGUGCUUGAAGCUUUCUCUUGUUUCUAGUCAGCUCAGACGGUUGCAGAGGUCUCUUAAGAAUAUGGAAUUCUCUUUUUUAGGCACAGUAGUAGGUAACUUGCUCAGAAAUUACCCAUUGCUAGUAUUCUGUUUCUGCUUUAUUUUCUUGUGUCUAACUUAACCAGUAAAAUUGAUCUUCCAUACCUGAUUAAGGGUAUUACCGCUAUAGUCUCUUAAGCAUUUCUCACUUGCCUAUUUUUGAUGAUGCUAUAUACAUAUCUUGCCUGUGAAAAUAAUGGGAAACCAUUGGAUUGACAGCAAAUGUAAAACUCUUCUUGGCUGAGUUUUUUCUUUUAAAAAGAAGGUAGAAUAGCACUGUACUUUUAUAACACGAGUAGUUCUACUCGAGUUGUUAAUCUCUGAUCAUCCUGAGGGAAGUUGGUUGCUAUUAUUGCUAUCUCAGUUAAACGGGGAAAAAUCAUUCCUUUCUGUUCCGUAGUUAAAGUUAGUACUUAGCUUUCUGAACUACUUUGUAGAGGGAACUGUUACUGGUGCGGACAUCUGAAAACUUCAAAAACGUGUGGUUUCAUGCAAAGAUUUCACUUUUCCAAAGAGACCACUGUAUUACACUGUGAGUUUAAGUGUACUCUAAAUUCUUCCUCUUCCCCACCUUCAAAUGCAGGUUUGGUAUUAACUCAGGUUGAAUUGUUCUAAGUCUUCCUCAAAAUAUGAACUAUGGAAAAAACAGAACAGUUGAGCUACUCUCUAUCUGUCUGCAUUAAUAAUCCAUUUGUCCUGGUUGCUACCACAAUAAAUAGCAGAUGCCUUGAAUGGGAACAUUCAAUCUGUCUUGCCUUUGACCUAGCAAUGCUAAAUAGUGUUGUGACAGAUUGGAAUCUGUGGUGAACAUGAUGCUUCCUGUGACAUUUUCAGAAUUUUUACAGAAAAGGAGAAUUUGAAGGUGUGUUUACCUAGUCCAUGGAAGAAUGGAGUAGUUGAAAGAGGAAGUACCCUUAAGUGAGCAGAGGUAGGUAAUACUAGCUGGUCCAGCUGGUCAUGUUCUAGGAAUAAUCCUUUUUUGUAGGAGUUUCAGGCUGCUGAAAUGUCUGCCAAUGGGUUAUGGUUUCUCUGAACAUGAGGGUACUGAAACCAAGCCAUUUAAUGGAAGUUUUAACAAAGUCAAUGCUGGGUAAACACGAGUUAAAGGGAGGGACAGGGAAGGGAAAUACGGUGGCAAGAUGAAAGACAAUUCAACAAUUCAGAAGUUAUGGUCUCUUAUGCUGUGUCUGGUUUAGAAGGAAUUAAAAAAAAUGCUUCAAGCUGAUCAAAAUAACUCUGUGCUGUUUUUCUGUCUCUGCAUAUAUCUAUUUGUGGAGGCAGACAGAAAGCAACAGUGUUUUGGAGGAUCUCUGUUAUCAGGCUUUCUGCUGAAUGACCUAAAAAGUAAUGAUCUUGAUCUCUUGCGUAUCAUGCAUGUGAAACAGCAUUCUGAUAUAGUUUAGUUCUUUUAUUGGCACUUGAGUAGAUCUCUAUUAAAAUGCAGUAUGACAGUGGGUUUGGACAUGGUAGGUCUUGAAUUAAAUGCCAAAUUAUUUUGCAUCUAGAAAGCAUUUAAAAGCCUACAGAGUCAGAGUUUUAAAAUCUGACUUUCAGAUGUGCCAUAACUUUUGCGCCUGAAUUUUAAUUUAUCACUAAAUGCAUCUUUGGUUGGAUUGGUAUAAUCUUGUUAUGUGGGGGCUGCUGCUUGUGUGUCUGUGCCGCAUAUGCUACAGUUUGGCUCUAGAUUAAUGGUCAUCAUGAUAAUGCAACUUGUAUAGAGAAUAGAUACAUUCCAACACUGCUUUCUUGUGACUUGUUUCACAUAAAUGUAGAUAUUUGCUGGUGAGAAUAGGUGACUGUCUCAGAAAUUAAGUGUUGCUUUUCAUAGUGGGGAGGGUAGGGGGAGAAAGCAAUACUCUUAAUUGCUGAUUGAGCUGUGUUUUCUUUUUUCUUGAAUAUGCAAAGACAUCAUAAUGCUUUAUCUUUUUGGCUAGCAAGCUUGUCAUCCCUAUUUUAAAAAAGCACCCAUAUGUCAAUUCUGCUGAUGCUGUAUUCAAUGCAGUGUUUAAGAUGGCCCAUUUCACGGUGUGUCAAUGUUAAGUUGUCCUGUUUACAAUAGAUGAGAGAAUAUAAUGUUAAACUGAUGGGGAGAGAGAUACUUCAAAAUAACUUGCUAGCAAUUUUAUCCUUAGAUGGGAAAUCAAAUGCAAGAGUGAAGAAUAAUUAAAAAUGUGAUGUAUGUAUCCUGUUAAAAGCAUACUCUGCUUACAUGUAGAUCAAGUGCAGAAGGUCUAACAAUGCUUGAACUAUGAAUGGAGACCUUUGGCUUGGCUGCUUUGAGGCACCACUUAGUAAAGCUAUACUAGCAAAACAGGCAGUAUGUUCACAGACUGGUAGAAGUAUGAGAAGGUAUUCACGCAGUUCGACUCUGCUGUACUGUUUCUUUGCUCUUAAUUGCUUAAGCUUUCAUGGCACUGAAGCACUUGUUUUUUCAGUGUAUGCAAUAAUAUUGAUACUUUUGUAUUUGAAGGACAGUGAUGACUGUAAGCCAAAUGGAAUAAUUGUGCUCUUCUGGCAUCCUCAUUCCAGAAAGUGGCUAGUAGUUUCACAGCAGAGCACUGCUGAUGAUAGUGAGUUUUUCUUCUUUUCUUGUUCUUGGAGCAGUGUGCAAGUGGGUGAUUCAGGAUGCUUAGACUAAACUUAGUUCAGUUAAGAACUUGGUCUUUUGGUUCAGAUCAUCUGGGGGAAUAAAACAUACAACUUUGGGGGUUUCAAAUACUUGAAUCAUAAAUUGCCUCCUGAUUCUACAACUCGUAUUUGCAACAGAUAAAACUGAAAAUAAUAUUUGUUAUUGAUGAAAUAUUCUGCUUGUAUAAAACCCAGUGGACUUGUACUUAAAAUGAAUUGGCGACUCUCAACAUUAGCAGUUUUCUGUGGAAAUGUUUUGAUUAGACUUUUUAGUCCUGUGAAUAUACAGACUGAAUUGCCCUUGCAGGUUGUAUACCCAGAUUAUAAAAUUGAAAUGAGAAGCUCUUAGAGAUGUGUUUCUGAAUAGUCUCAUAUGGCAGCAGGUCUUCUCUCAUGACUUUAUAAGAUUUCACCAAAGCUCUGUGUUUUGUGAGCUUGUAGAUUUACAAUUGCCUAAAUGUUUUACCAUCAAACCUCAUUUUGGAAUGUUUUUUCAAACUAUACGUGCUACUUCUUUCUUUUUGUUAUUAAAAAAAAAAAUCAAAAAUGGGACUUUAA